AUGGACCAUCCAGAUAUACCGUACGACAUGUGGGGCUUUGGACAUUCGACCGGUUGGCUUCAGCCUCAGCCCGAGAUCAACGCUUCUGGUAGAAACCUCGGUGCCACCAAUAUUCUCGGCCGCGAUUAUGUCCUCCAGGCCUUGCUCGAGCGAAAAGGAUACAUUCAGCCUUCUCCGAGCUAUGUUAGGCCUUCCAUACCGUACAACAAUCUGUCUCGCCAACCAUGUGAGAACAGCCGUGGCCACGACAGCGGAAACUUCGAUAGUGACGACUCGUUCGGCAAUGCGCGCCAUGAUUCUUUUGGUUUCAAUUUUCUACAUGUUCAAGGAAACCCCAUCCGUACUGGAGAAUACGAGGAGGAUCUUGGUGUUGCGAUGGUUGGAAGCAAUUCCUUCCAAGGUCAAGAACAAGGAAACAUCCAGGAUACACUACGAGUCGAUGACAGAGUUAAAGAUAACGAGUGGGAUUCUGAGUCCGAAUCUGAGUACACGGGACCGCCCUGUGACUCGACUGGUACAAAGGAUGGCAAGAAUCCACUCUUCAAGGGGCUCGUAGCGAACAAGCAUGGUCUGUUCUUCUCAUCGGCAGAGCAGUGCACACAACUCUUCAAGAACAAACCUCUUUGGCGACCAAAAGACGAACUGCUACCGGACACCGAGGACGACCGGGCACCCUACGUGAUAUGUCUUCGUGAUGCGAUCAUGCAUCUGGAUAAACAAUUGGACCAGGCCGACGAUAGUGCUCCAGAUCAAGCGGGUGAAGAUGCCUCGUUGACGCGCCCCGGUGAAAGCUUCCCAGGAGAUGUUAGCAAUAGUUCUUUCACGCAGACGGUUCAAGUUCCCUCGGCACAGUUCCCCCCGACCGAGGUCAUCAAAGGCAAGGUGGGCAAACAAAAGGGCGGCAGGUCAAUGGGGUCUGCAAAGGGAGGCCCUGUGGGCGGUACGGACCGUUGGGAAGAGAACGCGACAUACUACGAAGCCUUCGCCAUUGAAGGAGCAGCUCAAAUGUUGUUAGCCAAGGUCAUUGAUCUCCAUAAGAAUGGAUGGACACGUGCGAAUCUCGAGCCUAAGCAGCUUGGCAUGAAGAAUUUGUACGAACCAAAGUUGAGGUUCAAGGCGAGGAUCGAUGCGAUUGAAGAAGUUCUUAUGCAUAAUAAAUCUAUGUGCAAAAAUCUACUCGAUGGUAACGACCUAAUGAUCGACAAGUUGGUUGGGGGACCUCACAAGUACUCUAGCCGCUCCAAUGGCCUUAAGACCCUGAAUGCGGGCCGACAGGCUCACUUGGAAAGAGGCCGCGAAGCAAAAGCUCAAUCAAUUGCUGCUGAAGAGGCACCCCAGCAGCAGGAAGGUACAACAGGUCGGAACAAACCAAAGCGAAAGGCCAUAGCGAUGUCAGCAGAGGAAGAGGAGAGACCUGGAGGACGAGUCAAUCAAAGUGCAAGAGACAACCGCCCCACGAAGAAACCACGACUCGCAAAGACGACGGAAAAGAGGUCAGUGGAUGUUGGACGUUCACUCCUGUCGGCAAGCCCCAGCCGGGUUAAAUCCCCAACGACAACAGCCUUUAGGCGCAGCACAACUGCCGCAGUUCAGAAGAAGAAGGACCACACCUUCCCGUCUAAUCAUAGUCCCACGAUGACCACCCCGGCAACAUCCACGACCGUUAGUCGCUCCGUUCGGUCCAGCAAGGGUAGAGAAGAGGCCGAAAAGUAG
Mytilinidion resinicola is the source of this 1713-nucleotide messenger RNA. RefSeq lists its product as uncharacterized. The coding region runs from base 1 to 1713 and encodes 570 amino acids. Lineage: Eukaryota; Fungi; Ascomycota; Dothideomycetes; Mytilinidiales; Mytilinidiaceae. The record is from RefSeq and is a predicted model, not a curated record. The transcript has 6 exons.